AUGGCUGGAAAAAAGAAAGUAUUGAGGGUGGCGGAGAAGAAGAAGCCGCUGCCUGUGACGGUAUUGUCUGGAUUUCUUGGAAGUGGCAAGACGACACUUCUACGACACAUCCUGCAGUCACCCGACCAUGGUCUGCGCAUCGCGGUCAUAGUGAACGACAUGGCCGCCGUAAAUGUCGAUGGUAAUCUGAUCGCUCGAGGUGGUACUUCUUCGAAGGCGAAGAAAGGCGACAACGCUGUAGAGCGAGUGGUCAAGGAGAAGGUGAUUCAGAUGCAGAAUGGAUGCAUCUGCUGCACACUGCGGGAGGAUCUGCUCACUGAGCUCGCGCGCUUGGCGUGGAGCGACCAGGGUUUCGACCACGUCGUUGUCGAGAGCUCGGGGAUUAGCGAGCCGCAGCAGGUCGCUGAAACAUUCACGGCGGAGCUGACAGAGGCGAUGGUAGAUGCCGAGGGCAUGGAGACCGAGGAGCGGGAGACGUUCUUGAGAGUAGCCAAGCUCGGCGGCCUCAAGUCCAUCGCUACAGUCGACACCAUGGUUACCGUCGUCGACGCCUUCCGGUUUUUCUCUGAGUUCGACACCGCCGAGUUCCUACAAGAUAGGUUUGGCAAAGACGACGUACCGGAGGAAGACCAGCGCACUAUUUCUGAUCUCUUCGCGGAUCAGCUCGAGUUCGCGAACGUGGUUAUUGUAAACAAGGUGGACAUGGUCGACCGGAAGACGCUCGGUCGGGUGCGGGCAUAUGUCAAGACGCUCAACCCCACAGCGAAGAUCAUCGAGUCGAAGUACUCCAGAGUGAACGUCAAGGAGAUGCUGAAUACGGGGAAGUUCGACUUCGCGGAGGCGAUUGCGAGUCCGGGGUGGCUGAGGAGUUUACACGAGAUGACUGUAAUGGACGUCCACGGGAAGAAGCGUGUAGCGCCGAAGCCCGAGACACUAGAAUACGGAAUUGGUAGCUUUGUCUACCGAGCUCGAAGGCCCUUCGAUCCGUUGAAGCUAUACCGCGCAUUGGAAGGCAAGUUUAUCCUACUGCAGGAUGAACCAGACGACGAAGACGAGGACGAGGACAUGGGCGACGCUGGCUCGGACGCGGACGAGGGCAGCAACAACACCGACAAUUCGGAUAAUGCGAGCGAGGAUAGUGAGGGUCCACCACCCAUGGACUCCAGCGAGAUCCUCGCGAAUAAGAAGGCUUGUCCCCUUUUCCGUGGCCUGCACCGCAGCAAGGGCAUCUUCUGGCUUGCUACUCGACCCAGCCAGAUGGGCUCGUGGAGUACCGCCGGCGCUAUGUUGACGCUCGGCUCGGAGAUGCCCUGGUUCUGCACUGUAUCGGACGAUGAGUGGAAUGCCGAUGAGGACACCAUGAGGAAUAUCAAAGCUGACUUCGAGGGCGAAUGGGGCGAUCGUCGGCAGGAGCUCGUUCUUAUUGGCGAAGAUCUGGACAUGGAAGGACUGACAAAAAUGCUAGAUAGCUGUCUGUUGAGUCGUGCAGAAAUGCGUAAGUGGGAAGGUGUGAUGCAUGAUCGUAAACUGAGUGAGGAAGAACAAGAAGAGAGGUUACAAGAGAUAUGGGAUGAUAGCUAUUGGGCUGAGUGGGGGCGGGCAGAAGAUGAAGAGCAUGACCACGCGGGCCAUAACCAUCCCCACUAG
Didymosphaeria variabile is the source of this 1647-nucleotide messenger RNA. RefSeq lists its product as uncharacterized. The transcript has 4 exons. Lineage: Eukaryota; Fungi; Ascomycota; Dothideomycetes; Pleosporales; Didymosphaeriaceae. The record is from RefSeq and is a predicted model, not a curated record. The coding region runs from base 1 to 1647 and encodes 548 amino acids.